Molecule: messenger RNA, 620 nt
Organism: Cylicocyclus nassatus
Lineage: Eukaryota; Metazoa; Nematoda; Chromadorea; Rhabditida; Strongylidae
Source: the annotation of a GenBank genome assembly
AUGGCUCAUGCCUCGCCACUUUUGCCCCGAUCCGAGAAAUCAGCUGUCAGACGUCUGGCACGACUGGUGAGAGCUGCAUUCCGUCAAGAUGAAGAGGAGAACACCGUUAGCUCGAAGAAAAAAUCUAAAUGGAGCGAGAGCGACCUAUUUAUAGAGAGCUUGCUGAAAAUCAAAAAGGCGCUGGACGAAAACGUCAAACUCCAAGCGCGAGGACAGGGGAAACGAUCAAAAGGUCGAAUCGAUGCUGAGAAUCGAGGUAAAGUUGGAGUAUUUGCUGUCAUAUGGUGGCGUGGCCGCACGGAGUUUAGUUACAGUUAUCUCAUUGCGUGCAGCGCCACUGACUUUGUCGAUGUGUUACCAAGUGCAAUGAGACUAUUGUGCACACCCAAGGGCACAAUGUGGAUUACAUGGCUAUUCCUCGAUUCAAAUCUCGACUAGGUUUCCUGACUCCGGGUCUUUCCAAACACGGCUUAUUGAUUCUUGAUGCUUGAUUCGAUCAGAAUCACUGCAUCUAAACCAACAGCGCGGCUGUACUCGUCUUAAAGAGGUUCAGUCUGGUUUGUCAGUCACCUCAUUAUGAAAGCUGGAUGAUGAUGAUGAGCCUCCAACGAAGAUGCAAC